Molecule: messenger RNA, 807 nt
Organism: Colletotrichum gloeosporioides
Lineage: Eukaryota; Fungi; Ascomycota; Sordariomycetes; Glomerellales; Glomerellaceae
Product: Short-chain dehydrogenase/reductase fsr5
Exons: 1
Coding region: 1-807 (268 amino acids)
Molecular function (GO): oxidoreductase activity
Source: RefSeq, a predicted model, not a curated record
AUGUCUCAGCGCAACAGUAGCGGCAGCCAGGGUCAUAUUGACGCCAUCAAGGGCGCCCGAGUUCUUAUCAUUGGAGGAUCGGCUGGCAUAGGCAAAGGCGUCGCGUCUGCAGCAUUGGGCGCCGGAGCAAAGGUGUUUGUUUCUUCUUCGAAUCCAUCCAGAAUAUCCGCCACCGUGGCCGAGUUCCAAUCAACGUACCCGAGCGCCAGCAUAUCUGGCAUAGCGGCCGACCUGGCCCAAGUGGACACAAUUGAGGCCAACCUGGAAAAGGUGCUCAAGACCGCCGUCGCAGAACUGGGCGGACCCCUUGACCACAUCGCUUACACGGCGGGAGACGCGUUCGACUUCGAGCCCCUCUCGGCCGUGACGGCUGCGAACGCCUAUGCCUCCUGGACGGUGCGCUACCUCGGCCCACUGCUAGUGGGAAAGCUGGUGACAGUUGACCCGGGCAUGUAUCUCAAAGCGGCUUCCAGCUCAUCCAUGACCCUGACAUCUGGCAUACACGGUAGCAAGCCAUUUCCCGGGCUGUCCAAGAGCAUCGGAUGGUGCGGUGCCGUUGAGACACUCACCAGGGCACUUGCAGUAGACCUUGCUCCAAUUCGGGUCAACAACGUUUCUCCUGGUGCCAUUCGGACUCCCAUGCUGGAGAAUCUCCCCGAGGAAGCUAUAGCCGGCUUUGUCCAGAAUCAACUUGUUAGGGAAGUGGGCACUGUACAGCAAACAGCCGAAGCGUAUCUUUUCAGCAUGCGAUGCUCUUUCGCGACUGGCCAACAAUUCGUCAUUGACGGUGGUUACACUUACAAAUGA